CUCCAAGAAUCGGUUUUUUUGUGCGCGCGCAAUUCUGUUGUUACUAUUCUCUCUAGUUCAUUAAAAACCAACAUUAAAAUGUUAGUUUUCAUUGUAAAACGAUCUUUGAUGGAGUGAAGUUCGUAUUAGCUCGUGUGUUUAAAAAUGUGUUCGCGAGGGGCUCCAAAAAAACUCGUCUACGUUGUGGCGAGAAUGUUAUGAAAUUUCAAAUCUCAUAAGAACGAAGAACGAGGUCAUCAGACAGUAGACACGAAUUCAACUUUCGACGCAAUAAAUUGAUUACGCAGCCAGUUCCACAAUUUUCUCGUAAAUUUUUUACUCAAAUUUGGCCCCUGACCCCCGGAUAUCGCGAGGAUUGCAAAUUAUCUUCAACAUGUCAAGUGACUGUACUUCUCUAUGUGCGUCGGCUGAUUUUCGAUACGAUACCGGACUCAAAACUCAUAAAGUCACGUAUGUUUGGGCUAUAAAGAAUUUCAGUUUUUACGAAGCGAUUGGAGAUGAUUUGAAAUCACCCACAUUCUCUGCCGUCGGUGAUGAUGAAACCAUAUGGUUUUUGCGACUAUACCCGAACGGCAAGAACGAAGAAAAGGAUCAUAUUUCCUUUUUUCUGACCAUAAGCAACGAUGGCAUACGUAAAAAAGCAUUUGCGAAAUUAUCCAUAUAUUUUUUGAAACGAGAAAUGCAAGAAACGCCAAUCCAUAACUCGGAAUCGGAAAAAAUAGACCUGUAUGAUGCCUCAAUACCAAAAGGAGCUUGGGGCUGGGAUAAAUUUAUAAAAAAAGAUGCGCACUUCCGAAAUAACUUUUUGAUAGACGAUACUUUGACAAUUAAGUGUGUGGUUAUCUACGCUACGCCUGAUACUGUUGAUAGCACGCCUCAUGAUUGUAGUAAUACUCCACUCUAUUCCAAUGUUCCAGAAUGUAAUCUCACUGAUCAAUUUGGAUCGUUACUUGAGAAUCAUAAUCUCGCUGAUGUCGUUCUGUCAAUAAACGGUACCGAAUAUCCAGCUCACAAGACUAUUUUAUCAGCACGUAGCCCCGUUUUCGCUGCCAUGUUCAGGCAUAAGGCGAAAGAAAACGAAGAAAAUCGCGUGUAUAUUGAAGAUAUGGAUGAAAAAGUAGUCGGCGAAAUGCUACGAUACAUUUACACCGGAAAAUGUGAAAAAUUAUCUGAAUUUGCGACCGGUUUAUUAGCGGCGGCUGAUAAGUAUGAUUUGGUUCAUUUAAAAAUGAUUUGUGCCGAAGAAUUGUACAGGAAUUUAUCGGUGGAAAAUGCUGCGAGUGUUUUGGCGUUAGCAGAUAUGCACGGCGUUAAGGAGCUUAAAAAUGCAGUGAUCAAGUUCAUCGUUCGUAAACCUGAAGUUGUGAAUACAGAUGGUUGGAAGAGUAUUCGAUCAAAUUUCGAGUUGGCCGAUGAAGUGUGCUUAGCUAUAGCUCGACGAGCACGAAUUCAACUCGUUCAAAUUUGGCUUCUGACGACCUAUCGGAUAUCGUGGAUAAGGAUUACAAAUAUUCUCUUCAACAUGUCAAGCAACUGUAUUUCAUUAUGUGGGUCGUCGUCGGCUGAUAUUCGUUGGGAUACCGGAGUCAAAACUCACGAAGUCGUCUAUGUUUGGACUAUAAAGAAUUUCAGUUUUUACGAAGCGAUUGGAGAUGAGUUGAAAUCAUCUACAUUCUCUGCCGUCGAUGAUAAUGAGAUCAAAUGGUAUUUGAAACUCUAUCCUAACGGAGAAAGCGAAACAAAGGACACUAUUUAUCUUUAUCUGAAUCUAAGCGACGAUAUCAUACAUAAAGAAGCAUUUGCGAAAGUAUCCGUGUAUGUUUUGGAUACGCACCGACGGCAAGAAAUAUUCGUAUCAUCCCCUGUAGAUUCGAAUACGGUUGACAAAUAUGCCAUGAAACAAGGGAAAGCCAAAGCUUGGGGCUGGGGAGUUCUUGUUAAAGAUGAUGAUUUCCGAGAUGACUAUUUGAUAGACGAUACAUUAACGAUCAAGUGCGUGAUCGUCUAUUCUACUUGUGCGUCGAAUACCCUUAUUAGCACACCUCAUAACUGUAAUAAUAACGCUCGACUUUAUCCCAAUGUUCCUGAAUGUAAUCUAUCCGAUCAAUUUGGAUUGUUACUUGAGAAUCGUGACUUCGCCGAUGUCAUUCUCUCGAUAAAUGGUAUCGAAUACCCAGCUCACAAAUAUAUUUUAGCUGCACGUAGUCCUGUUUUCGCUGCUAUGUUCAAAUACAACGCGAGAGAAAAUGAAGAAAAUCGCGUAAAUAUUGAGGAUAUGGAUGAAAAGGUAGUCGGUGAAAUGCUACGAUAUAUUUACACCGGAAAAUGUGGAAAAUUAACUGAAUUUGCGACCGGUUUAUUAGAAGCGGCUGAUAAAUACGAUUUGGUUCAUUUGAAAAUGAUUUGCGCCGAAGAAUUGUACAAGACCGUAUCGGUAGAAAAUGCUGCGGAUAUUUUGGCAUUAGCAGAUAUGCAUGGCGUUGAAGAGCUUAAGAAAGGUGUGAUUAAGUUUAUUGUCUCUAAACCUAACGAAGUGUUGGAUACGGUAGGUUGGAAGAAUAUUCGUUCAAAUUUUGAGUUGGCCGAUGAAGUAAGCAGAGCUAUAGCCCGACAGUUGGCGUUGAAAAAAUAAAUAAUUUUGUAUGUACCUAUAAUUGUUUUUUUACUCAUUAUUCGUGUAUUGUUAGUACACCAUAGUCGUAAGCUGUAAUAAUAUUCAAUAAAAUUCUCAAUUUUUAC
Planococcus citri (citrus mealybug) is the source of this 2739-nucleotide messenger RNA. RefSeq lists its product as uncharacterized. The coding region runs from base 374 to 2632 and encodes 752 amino acids. The record is from RefSeq and is a predicted model, not a curated record. Gene Ontology annotation, biological process: proteasome-mediated ubiquitin-dependent protein catabolic process; regulation of proteolysis. Gene Ontology annotation, cellular component: cytoplasm; nucleus. NCBI's taxonomy places the organism in Eukaryota, Metazoa, Arthropoda, Insecta, Hemiptera, Pseudococcidae. The transcript is spliced from 3 exons. Gene Ontology annotation, molecular function: ubiquitin protein ligase binding.